Messenger RNA from Corticium candelabrum, 2818 nucleotides. RefSeq names its product vacuolar protein sorting-associated protein 16 homolog. Gene Ontology annotation, cellular component: HOPS complex; cytoplasm; lysosomal membrane. Lineage: Eukaryota; Metazoa; Porifera; Homoscleromorpha; Homosclerophorida; Plakinidae. Gene Ontology annotation, biological process: vacuole fusion, non-autophagic; intracellular protein transport; endosomal transport. The record is from RefSeq and is a predicted model, not a curated record. The transcript has 24 exons. Gene Ontology annotation, molecular function: actin binding. Bases 68 to 2578 code for a protein of 836 amino acids.
UUUUGUUUUUGCGCAUAGAAGUCUGGGAUACGAGGCUAACGAUUGGUUUCCACGUAUAAUUAAUCUUAUGGCUGAUGUCAACCCCACUGGAGACUGGAAUCCACUUGGUGAAGUGUUCUACAGGAAGUACGAGUUAUACUCCAUGAACUGGAUAGCAGACCAAGUGGAUUUAGCAGGGUUUAUGGUGGCUGGAGCUCCAUAUGGAGGACCGAUAGCUCUUGUUCGGGAUGAAAAGAAGAUCAUAAGAGUAAAGGGAGCUGCAACGAAGCCAAUCGUUUACAUUUACACAGCCAGCGGCAAUCUCAUUGCAAGCUUCAAGUGGGAUGGAGGACGUAUUGUGCAGAUGGGAUGGUCAAAGAUACACGAUCUGAUUCUGGUUCUUGAAGAUGGACUUAUUAGGAUUAUUGAUAUACAUGGAGAGUACAAGAGGUCACUCAGUUUGGGAGAGGAAGUCAAAGCAUCAAAAAUUCUUGACGCUCGUGUUUUCCAGUCACAGGCUGGCACCGGGGUGGUUGCAUUGAAUAGUUCGUAUCGAUUUUUUGUCAUCAGUGACAUCGAACGAGGACAAAUGAAGAGACUUGCAGACAUUCCUGACAUUGACAUCCCACCCAGCAGUUGGGUCGUAAUUCCUGAAGAUCGUCGAGUACGAGUCCUUGUUGCCGUCGGCAACAAGCUGUACCUUACUGACGCGACGCAAACACAAUUACAGGAUCCCGAGGCAAAGCACUUGCCAGAGGCGUAUGUGGAGAUGGCCGUGUCGUUUGAUUAUCGAUAUUUGGCCAUGUUUGGGUCGAACGGCUUUCUUUGGGUUGGACGGUCGAACAUGAAGGAGGUUUUUUGUGAGUGUGAUACUCAAGCUGUUCAACGGCCGCAGCAACUUGCGUGGUGUGGCUCGGGUGCUAUUGUUGCCGUUUGGAAAGACAUACUGUUUAUGGUUGGACCAAACAAAGACUGGAUCAAUUUUCAUGUUUCUGGUGAAGUGUGUCUUGUUCCGGAGCCAGAUGGUCUUCGAAUCAUUGACAAUGACGUACACUCAUUCCUGGAACGCGUGCCAGACGUUGUGGAGGACGUGUUCAAGAUUGGAUCUGUAGAGUCAGGAGCAGUCUUGUUUGACGCUUUCAGAGAGUUUGAGAAAAAGAGUGCAAAGGCGGACGAAUAUCUUCGUGUUAUUCGGGAAAACCGAACUCUCGAAGCUGCAGUCAAUCAAUGCAUACAAGCUGCUGGAGCAGAAUAUAUGCCGAAAGUACAGAGAGCUCUGCUCAAGGCUGCAUCAUUCGGCAAAUGCUUCAUUGAUGACUACAAUCCAAUGCCCUUCUACAACAUGUGUCGCAAUCUACGUGUCUUGAAUGCAGUGAGAGACUACCAGAUAGGAAUGCCCAUCACACUCACACAGCUGGAGAACAUGACUCUACGAGUGCUGAUCGAUCAUCUUGUGGCACGGCGGCAUUUCUGUUUGGCUAUUCGUAUUUGUGAUUAUAUGGGCGUGUCUGACUUGAAAGGAGGCAGCAGGAUACUUGCACAUUGGGCUUGUUACAAGGUACAGCAGAGCAAUGUGAGUGACCAGGAGUUGGCUGAUCAGAUUGCUCAGAAGCUGGGCGACACUCGAGGCAUCUCGUACACAGAUAUUGCAUCAAGAGCCAUUGACAGUGGACGAAAAGAUCUCGCCAUUCGACUACUCGAUUACGAGCCACGAGCCGCCAACCAAGUUCCACUUCUAAUUCAAAUGAACGAGAUGACAAGAGCACUCGACAAAGCAAUCAGCAGUGGCGACACAGACCUCAUGUUUACAAUGGUAAUGCAGCUCAAGGACAGUCUCACAAGGGAAAAGUUUCUGAGAACAAUUCAGCAACAUCCGGUUGCUCUUAAUCUUUACAUGCAGUGGUGUCGCAAUGAGAACAAGAUCGAACUGAAAGAUUUGUAUGAGAUGUUGGAUAGAAGGACAGACCAGGCGUCUGUGUGUCUAGAGUUGGCAUCCACUGCAAAAGGUCUCAAUCAGAGGGUGGAGUGGCUGGAGCAAUCGAGGAGUUUGUACGGAGUGGGAAGGCAAUUGUUCGAAACGAAGGCCACUGAAGAUCAGAUAAGGCUUUUGAAACAUCAGAAGAUGCUGGAAGAAAAGCUGGGCUCCAAGUUUAUUGGCUUGCCACUGUCAGACACGAUGUAUCAGUUGAUGCUGAGAAACUCUCCAUUUGUUGAGACUUUGAAGAGCGAAUUCAAAGUUCCAGAAAAGAGAUAUUGGUGGAUGAAAAUAAAGGCUUUAGCUGAGACACACAAUUGGCUAGAACUUGAGAAAUUUGCGAAUCGCAAAAAGUCGCCCAUCGGCUAUGAGCCUUUUGUUGACGUUUGCUAUCAGAAUGGUAGUCGGACGGAGGCAGUGAAGUAUGUUGCUAAAGUUAGUCCCGAGAAUCAAGUGAAAUGUUAUGUUCAAGUUGGCUCAUUGGAGUUGGCCGCUGACCGUGCUUUCCAGCAACGCAGCGAGGCACUACUGGAUUACGUCCAGUCUCGCUGUGGUCUUUCACGUCGAGCUCUGGUUGACAAAAUCAAUGGAAUGAAAGCACAGCUGGCACAGCCUCGACGAUGACUUGACUAUAAAUAUUACAAAACGGCAUGCAAACUGGUUUCUACGUGAUUGUACAUAUGCACCUCUGCCUUCGAUGCAAGCUCUGCAGUGCGAUGAGUUGCCUGCUUUAUGGUGUUUUUGAGGUUUAAAACGAUUCGUUGGUUUAUAUGUAGUGUGAUAUGUCUUGCUAUCCAGAUGUUGUGAGCAUGGCUAGACUAAAACAAAAACUAAAAAGUUGUCUAAUAGGAUUAUGCUAGCAGC